Messenger RNA from Daldinia vernicosa, 1107 nucleotides. RefSeq lists its product as uncharacterized. The transcript has 6 exons. Bases 1 to 1107 code for a protein of 368 amino acids. NCBI's taxonomy places the organism in Eukaryota, Fungi, Ascomycota, Sordariomycetes, Xylariales, Hypoxylaceae. The record is from RefSeq and is a predicted model, not a curated record.
AUGGCGGAACGAGUGCAUACGCUGGUUACCAAACCGCUCAUCAUCGUCUCUGUUAUUAUCCCGCUCUUAUCUCUUGGUGCAAUUUACCUUCGAUUCAAAUCUCGAAAGAUGGCUCAGAUGCUACUUCAAGCGGACGACUGGUGGAUUAUAGCUUCCUGGAUUUUCGCUCUCUCGCUUAGCAUAAACUCAUGGGUGUUCGGAGCGAUUGCAGGCAUUGAUUAUUAUAAAAUCGACCCAGCAAUUGGCACGACGGACUCAUUGAAGUGCAUUUUGAUCUCGUCGUGUCUUGUUCAACCCGCUCUAACGGUCGUGAAAAUCGCUAUUCUAUUGUUUUAUAAGAGGGUUUUCAGUAGUAACGAUAGGUUCAGAGUCGCUGUGUGGAUUGCUAUUGUAAUUGUUAGCUGUUGGGGUAUUCUAUUCUUCUUCCUGGUCCUGCUUGAGACCGAUCCGGUAUCCGGGUCGUGGACCGGGAAGGGCCACGCACGAUUCAGUCCGACACCCUUAGCUCUCGCUCAAGUCGGAACAAGCAUAGGCCUCGAUGUUGCUGUCCUUUGUCUUCCGUUGCCAGUUAUUUACAGGCUCCACAUGCCUACUAGGAAAAAGAUUUUCGUCGGCUUGAUUUUCUGGCUUGGUGCCUUCUGCUGUGUUGCCGCCAUUGUUCGCCUGGUACUUGUAUCGCAGUCCCUUAACCAAGUCCAUAAGUCCCGAAGUGCAGUGUACACACAAUCGGUCCAGUUUGUUUUCAUGAUACUUGAGCCUAAUUGCUCUAUCAUUGCCGCUUGUUUGCCAUGUUACGGGCCCUUAGUGGCGGGUGGUAGGGCGCCCGAAUCGAUCGUUCGUAGCGUACGAUCUGCCUUCUCUCUAAGAUCCUUCAGAAGCAGGCGCUCGGGAUCUUCUUCGGAUAAAAAUCACACAGCACUGGAUUCCGGUGCUCACCAGGGGCCAAAGGAUGACUCUCUACUUCAACUUAACGAACGAAGCAACGACUGGCCUCAAACUCACCACGAUACACAAGUGCUUGCCGCUAAUGACAAGGACGAGCCACAAACCUUUACUUCCGAUAGGGUGAUUAAUGUCACUAGAGGUGUUGACGUAGAACGAGGUUAA